GAACCUGAAACCAGCCGCGUGAGUCGGUGACGCGGACUGCGCCUGCGCGCCUGGGGAGCGGGUGACCCGAGGAAGAGACUGGUGCGCCGCGGGGACCGGGCAGGGCGCCCUGUCGGAGUGCACUGCGCCGGACACUUCAAGCCCUGGAGGGACAGGAAAGCCAGAAAUGGACUUCGUGAGGCUCGCUCGACUGUUCUCCAGGGCCCGCCCCAUGGGACUGUUCAUUCUGCAACACCUGGACCCCUGUAGAGCCAGGUGGGCGGGAGGCAGGGAGGGGCUGAUGUGGCCAGUGUGGGCGCCCUUCAGCAGCUCCUCCUCUCAGCUGCCCCUUGGCCAGGAGCGCCAAGAGAACACAGGAAGCCUGGGCUCUGACCCGAGCCAUUCCAACUCCACGGCCACACAGGAAGAAGACGAGGAGGAGGAGAGUUUUGGGACCCUCUCUGACAAAUACACCUCCCGGAGACUAUUCCACAAAUCCACAGCCCAGUUCCAUAACCUGCGGUUCGGGGAACAGAGAGAUGAGCAAAGGGAACCAGAGCCCAAAUUAUGGCGAGGCCGGAGAAACACCUCGUACUGGUACUUCUUGCAGUGCAAACGCCUGCUCAAGGAAGGGAAGCUGGUCGAAGCCCUGGACCUGUUUGAGAGGCAGAUGCUGAAGGAGGAGCGAUUGCAGCCCAUGGAGAGCAACUACACGGUGCUGAUCGGGGGCUGCGGGCGGGUCGGCUACCUGAAGAAGGCCUUCAAGCUCUACAACCAGAUGAAAAAGCGGGACCUGGAGCCCUCGGACGCCACCUACACGGCCCUGUUCAACGUCUGUGCCGAGUCCCCCUGGAAGGACUCAGCUCUGCAGAGCGCCCUGAAGCUCCGGCAGCAGCUGCAGGCCAAAAACUUCGAGCUCAACUUGAAAACGUACCACGCGCUGCUGAAGAUGGCUGCCAAGUGUGCAGACCUUAGAAUGUGCCUCGAUGUGUUCAAGGAAAUCAUCCACAAAGGGCACGUGGUCACAGAGGAGACCUUCAGUUUCCUGCUCAUGGGCUGCAUCCAAGACAAGAAGACGGGCUUCCGGUACGCCCUCCAGGUGUGGCAGCUGAUGCUGAGUCUGGGGCUACAGCCGAGCCGAGACAGCUACAACCUGCUGUUGGUGGCAGCUCGGGACUGUGGCCUAGGGGACCCCCAGGUGGCCUCAGAGCUGCUUCUGAAGCCCAGGGAGGAGGCGACCGUGCUUCAGUCCCCAGUGAGCAGGCAGCGGCCAAGGAGGACAGCCCAGGCCAAGGCAGGCAACCUCAUGUCAGCCAUGCUGCACGUGGAGGCCCUGGAAAGGCAGCUGUUUCUGGAACCUUCUCAGGCACUUGGGCCUCCAGAGCUUCCGGAAGCCAGAGUGCCCAGCAAGGCCCAACCAGAGGUGGAUACCAAGGCAGAGCCCAGCCACACAGCGGCCCUCACCCCAGUGGCCCUGAAGCCACCUCCCAUGAAGCUGGAAGUCAACCUCCUGACCCCCGGGGCCGUUCCCCCCACCGUGGUCUCCUUUGGAACAGUGACCACCCCAGCUGACCGGCUGGCCUUGAUAGGGGGCCUGGAGGGCUUCCUGAGCAAGAUGGCAGAGCACAGGCAGCAGCCCGACAUCAAGACCCUCACGCUACUGGCCGAGGUGGUGGAGUCCGGGAGUCCUGCAGAGUCCUUGCUGCUGGCUCUCCUGGACGAGCACCAGGUGGAGGCCGACUUGACAUUCUUUAACACGCUGGUGAGAAAGAAGAGCAAGCUCGGAGACCUGGAGGGGGCCAAGGCGCUGUUGCCGGUCCUGGCAAAGAGGGGCCUCGUCCCCAACCUACAGACAUUCUGCAACCUGGCCAUCGGGUGCCACAGGCCAAAGGACGGUCUACAGCUUCUCACAGACAUGAAGAAGUCCCAGGUGACCCCCAACACUCACAUCUACAGCGCCCUCAUCAACGCGGCCGUCAGGAAGCUGAACUACACCUAUCUCAUCAACAUCUUGAAGGACAUGAAGCAGAACAGGGUCCCGGUGAACGAAGUGGUCAUCCGCCAGCUGGAGUUUGCAGCCCAGUACCCUCCCACCUUUGACCGGGUGUGUGCCCCAAGCUCAAAAGCUCAUCAGCUCCUUCACCAUUGCUAUGUCCCACCACCACCCAACCCCGGUUCUGGCCCUUGGGAUUGUGUUCCCAUACUUGAAACUGUCCAGCAGCUUCCCUUAGGAGCAGUCCCCCAGUCUGUAGACCACAGCCUGCAAGUCCCUGUCCACGUGGCUCAUCUCAUGUCUCAGGCCAGCCUUGCCUUUGCUGCCUCUGUCCGUCCCAGUGGCCUUCUGUCAGUUCCCAAAGGCCACCAGCCUCUUGCCUUCCUCAGGGGAUUGGCGUUCCCCCUGCCUCGGGUGGCACCUACUUUCAUGUGGCGGGCUCUUUCUCCUGGAGGUCUCUGCUUAAGUGGCCCUCAGAGAUGCCCAGCUGGCUGCCACUCCAACCUGGGGUGAAAGUCUCCCCUCCCCCUUCCCACUCUGUUCCUUUAUGCCGUGUCCUACAGUCUCGGAUCAUGUGCUCACGGACAGCCCUGGCCUUCCUUGUAUCAGGCCUCUGGAGGCAGAGGCUGUCUGCCGUGCUCAUCUGGGUCCAAAGCACCUGCACGUUGCCGGGUACUCCAAACAGGUUGUUGCUUGCUCAGGGACUGGGCAGGCAGUGAAGUGGUGUCAUUGUCUGGGGUGAAUACCCGAGAUUUGUUGAGCCAAGACUGCGCCACUGCACUCCAGCCCGGGCGAUAGAUGGAGACUCGGUCUCACAAAAAAAACGGUUAAGAGCUGAAGUUUAAUAGGUGAAAGAAAGAGAAGAGCUCUUGCUGGGUGCAGUGGCGAAAAAAAAAAAAAGGGAAGAGCUCUGUGCUUGCAGAGAGGUGCCAGAGAAAUGGGUUGCCACUUCCAUAGUGUAAUGCAGAGGUUUUGUACAUGCUUGGGGAGGUGGUAUCUGAUUUACAAAGGAUGCAAAAGAUUGGUUGGACCAGGUGUGCCAUUUACAUAGUAUGUAUAAAAGCUGUUGCCCUACCUUAACCUCUUAUUAUGUAGACAGGUGGCCGUCGCCAUGUUGCCUGGUUCUUUACUGUACACGUGGCGACAAAGGGAAGAUGGGGUCCCCACGUUGAACAUAUCUGGCUCCCAGGUAGCCCUUUUCUGUUGGCACAGCCGCCAGCAUUUACCCCUGCAAGCUUCCAGUUUGCUUAUCUAUGUCUGCAGCUCGAUUUUUCAGGCUGCUCUUUGUUAGAAAAGAAAUUAUCUGGGGGCUGCUUUUUAUUAAAAGGGAAAUUUCGCCAAGGACUCUGUUGCCCUUACUGUCUGCCUAAAUAAUUUCUUUCAACCUCCUGUAUCAGCAGGAGCAGGGCAGAGUCAUGGAAUCUGCUUUGUCACGGCCACAGCCUCUCCCUGCUGUUCUGAAGGCUAUCACGCUCUGGGGGUUUGGCUCUUGGGUCCAUCGAGUCACACUCUGUGCUGAGCAUCUCCAGAGCAUCCAGAGCCACUAUGGCUUGAAGCACAACCUGGAUGGGGCGGAAACACGUAAAUGGGCAGGGACACACAUAGCUAGAGGGUGCGGGGUCAGGAAUGCCAGGCAGGUGUCACGCCUGAAUGCCAUUUUGAGGGCUUCCUACAAAUAGGUGGGAGAGCAAUGGAGAUUGUGCCUGGCUGAAGGCAUAGCUGGGCAUUUUUGAACUGUGUGUCUGUGCUUUGAACUGUUGGUUGUGAGCCUUUUCUUAUUGAUUCCAGGGUUUUUUAUAUAUUCUGGGUACUGGUUUUUUGUUGAUUACAUGUUGUGCAUAUCUUCC
Molecule: messenger RNA, 3819 nt
Organism: Symphalangus syndactylus (siamang)
Lineage: Eukaryota; Metazoa; Chordata; Mammalia; Primates; Hylobatidae
Gene: PTCD1
Product: pentatricopeptide repeat domain 1
Biological process (GO): tRNA 3'-end processing
Cellular component (GO): mitochondrial matrix
Molecular function (GO): protein binding; tRNA binding
Source: RefSeq, a predicted model, not a curated record